Messenger RNA from Mesorhabditis spiculigera, 282 nucleotides. The record is from the annotation of a GenBank genome assembly. NCBI's taxonomy places the organism in Eukaryota, Metazoa, Nematoda, Chromadorea, Rhabditida, Rhabditidae.
AUGAAGGGAUGUGAUGAUUUGGCCAUCUACGUGGACGACAUCGAGUUCGCCGAAACAGAAAUCGACGCCUACACGCGUAUUUUGGAAGUCUUGAAAAAUCGUGCCUGUUGGUACUGUGAGCUAGUCGGGACGCCGCUGGCCCGUGCGUUGAGCGACUGGAAGGACAAGCAGGAACCAGGGAAAACCCGUAUUCAGGUAGCCACCGAGGUGCCGGGCCGCACGAAGAAGGACUGCAUCAAACGAUUCAAAUACGUCGCGCAGCUCAUCAAAAAUCAGAAGAAA